Molecule: messenger RNA, 1023 nt
Organism: Trifolium pratense (red clover)
Lineage: Eukaryota; Viridiplantae; Streptophyta; Magnoliopsida; Fabales; Fabaceae
Product: kunitz type trypsin inhibitor 106-like
Exons: 1
Coding region: 51-653 (200 amino acids)
Molecular function (GO): endopeptidase inhibitor activity
Source: RefSeq, a predicted model, not a curated record
GCUACAACACUAACUCAUAGUAAAAAAUCUCCUUCUAAAUUAUACACAACAUGUCAACAAAAUUGAUCAAAAUUACUAGCCUUACCCUUAUGCUAUGGCUUUUCAACUCAAUGGCCAUAACAACAUUAGCACAAUCCAAAAAUGAACAAGUUCUUGACACAAAAGGUAACCCUCUUGAGAGUAGCAAAAAAUAUUACAUAAAACCAGCAAUAACCGAUAGUGGAGGCCGUUUCACUUUAAUAGAUAGAAAUAAUUCAUGCCCUUUAUAUGUAGGUCAAGAAAAUACUGAUCUUGGUAAAGGGUUACCUAUUAUUUUCACUCCUUUUGCAAAAGAAGAUAAAGUUAUUAAAGUGGAAAGGGACUUUAAGGUAAAAUUUUCAGCUUCUUCAAUUUGUGUGCAAUCUAAUGAAUGGAAAUUGGGUGAGAAAGACACUAAGAGUGGUAGGAGAGUAGUUAUAACGGGUAGUGGUGGUAGUUAUUUUAGAAUUGUGAAGACUCAAUUUGAAGGUGUUUAUAAUAUUAGGUUUUGUCCUACGGAUACAUGUUCCUUUUGUAAGUUUAAUUGUGGGACUAUUGGUGGAUUGCGUGAGAAUGGGAAGAUUUUGUUGGCUUUGGAUGGUAGUGUGCUCCCGGUUGUUUUUGUGAGAGCAUAAUAUGUUUGUAGGUUACGUUCUACGUGGUAGACCGAUAUAUGAAAAUUGUCUAAGGAUGUCAUUUUAGAUGUAGAAAUUGUCUUCAUUCUCAUGGUUGAAAUAAUGUCACGAUACGAUCAUCGUGAAUUUGAUAAAAAUAAAGAAGAUUAUAAACUUCUACUUUCAACGCAGAUCAAGCCAUUGUCUCAAAAGUUAUAAAGGAAGAUUAAUUAUAAGCUCUUCUAUCAAUCAUCAUUGAAGUUUUGAGCAAUUUUUAAUUAGUGUUCUAUUUGGAAUAGUAGGUUUGUGUUUGUAUUGCUUCCAUUUAAGUUUGUGUUUGUAAUGUACACUUGUCGCUUUGUCUAAUAAACCUUGUUACUAAUUGGAACUA